Messenger RNA from Fusarium coffeatum, 2157 nucleotides. RefSeq lists its product as uncharacterized. Lineage: Eukaryota; Fungi; Ascomycota; Sordariomycetes; Hypocreales; Nectriaceae. The record is from RefSeq and is a predicted model, not a curated record. The coding region runs from base 1 to 2157 and encodes 718 amino acids. The transcript has 2 exons.
AUGAGAUCGACAAGCCCAGCCAAAAUGGAACCCAGCUCUUUAGAUUUGCUUCGAGAGCUGCACGGCGACUUGAAGCGCAAAUGGAAAGCCCAUGGCCCCAAGGUCGAAACUGCCUGGCGAUCAUUCAACAAACCGCAGCGAGCAGAAUGCAUGGAGACUGGAGCAUUUGAGGGAAAGGUCUUGAAACAUUCCCGGGAUACCUCGCUAGGCAACGUGUGCUGGUUUAUACCUGAGUGGAAUCUGGAGGAUAUCACGGAUCCCGAAUCGAAUCUGUUGCUUGACAUACUCAAGCACCGUGCUACAAAAUCACUGUCUCAGCAAUACCGCAGCGGCCACAACGGGACUGCUGGAGAUCUUGAUCUUAUUGAAGAUAUGGCGCGAACACGAAACAUGCGCCCUGUUGGGGACUUUGAGAACUGCUUCACAGUCUUCUGUAAAGGUAAGUAUGGAUUCUCGUUCCACGUUAAUGCUGGUCAGAAAGGCAAGGAAUUCCUAUCAGGACUGGAGUCAGCCUUUCAGCAACGAAAAAUUAUCCCACAAUCGCUGGGAGAGCUUAUUCUUCGGCGUCAACUUGUACUGCUUCAAAUACUCAACAUCAUGAUUGAAACUGUUCUGCACGAAGACUCCGAAACUAGAGAUCGAAGCCAGCUGGCCGAGAAACCCAAGCCUACGACCACUCCUCUACCUAGUUCUGUGUCCAAGCAGGCCACCGCCAAGCUCAACUCCCAAGAUCUUUCCGCGAUUGCUUCCGACCAGAAAUCGUCUCUUCAAGAGUACCUGUCGCUUCUUCGCACAGAACCCGACGUUCUUUGUUCCAGCGUCAGCGUGGAGUUCUUCAGCCGCCCUGAGCUUUUGCCUGACGAAAAGGGCCGAUCCCUGUCAGUCCACACAGACAGAUACAUUGGGCCUGCCGUCUUCGAGACAAUUCACAAUGCAUUCCAAGGGAUCGCUUCCUGGGAUUCUAUCACUGGAUUGCUUGACCUCCUCGCGAAGCUAUCCGCUGAUAAGCUGUACAAGUCCAUGGUUCUCCAAGAGCUCUCUAAUAUGUGCCAUUUCGAGUACGCCCGCACUCAAGCCCUGUUCAGGCGUCAUAUCGCGACAGGAACCGGAUCGAAGUGGUUCAAAAGGCUGUCCAAUGUAUACGAUCGCGGAGGAAAUGCCAAGCUCUCGAUGAAGUGCAAACCGGAGGAACUCACACGAUCCGAUCCCCAGCUGCACUACUUGUUGCGACUUUGUCAGCCGGAAACAACUAUCAGUCAGGCUGUCGAGUGGAUGCAAAAGCUCACCAAUCUCUAUAAAGCGCAUCCGUUGGAGCGAGAAAGUCUUUUUGAGAAAGAGUCUCGUACACUUUACGACAUGGCUGCAAUUGUCGUCUUCGUCCAGGAUCUCUCUGCUGUAUACUCCCUUCCCUCUUCGUCGCGCAAGAAGGGUACUCUGCUCGUCGCUAGACUGCAAGAGGUUGACGUCGAACUUGGCAAGAUAAAGAAAGAGGUUGACCUGCGCGACUUUGCUGCACCGAUUAUCAAUCUUAUUGAGCCUGGCGUGUCCCAGAAGGCACUGGAAGCCCUCGACCAGUUCGUGAUCGAAAAGACAGACGCAAAGAUGGGAUCUAUGUACCAAGAUGAAAUGAAGAAAGCAUUUCAAGAUAUUGAGGGGCAGUACCAGAAGGCCAAGGAGAAGUUGAACAAGCAUACCAAGGCGGAUCUUGUGCCCAUGAACACUACUCAUGCGGACGCAAAGGAUCGAAUCGAGACCCAGAAGCGAAAGGAAAAGACACGCCCAGAGCAUUCCUCUGUCUACAAGAUCACCAAGACCACAGACUUUGAUGAAGAGAACAAGGCUGUGGAGCCACCUUCACCCGUAAACGUCAGUCCAUCGACAGCUCAAGUCUUUGCAACUAUAUUCGACAAAGCUCAGUCGCGAGGGUCACUAAGCUGGACCUCUUUUGAAUCGGCCAUGGCAGAACUGGGAUUCUCGGUGCUAGCCCGAUUUGGCUCCGUUUACACGUUCAGACCGUCUGAGGAUAUGGAUAUCAAGAGGUCCAUCAACAUCCACCGACCUCAUCAGUCCCAGAUUGAGGGGUAUGACACCCUGAUUUUGGCCAGACGCUUGAGUCGAGCUUAUGGCUGGAACGAGAAUUCAUUUGUAACUGAAUAA